CGAUGUUCUAAUUCAGGAUACCGCUCAUUGCUAUACUGAAAAAUCAUGGCUAUCUAGUGUUGUAAUCCACAGAAAUCAAGUGUGCAUUUAAGGAUAUCUGCGGACUCUCAAAAAUGACAACACACUUGGAAAUUCCAAAAGAAUAGCGUGUAGACAUGCAGCUUUCCUUGCAAGCGUUCCACGAAACCGAUUGGCCAAGAAACCAUUAUGUACCUGCAGACACCCACCAAUUAUAGAAAGAGUCACUACCACUGCUGGUGGCAAGCAAAUGCUAUAAAUAUAGCACCUCUUGCCUCGGAUUUGAAUACCCCACUUCCAUAUCCUACACCAACAUUCCUUCUACUCGCUAUCUCACACCAUGUCCAACGUUUUUACAUUUGUGAACCCGUCAGCGUUCAGGUCCCGCACAGAGAUAUUCCAAGAGUCGUUCACUGCGAGCUCGGAGGUCGAGGCUAUGCUGCCAGUUUACCAUGUCAACAUCAAAGGACGCGUGCUAGACAUUGCUCCGGCCGACUCCAACGAAACACCGACUAUCACCUGUCGCCUGGAAGGGUUCACACGGCGCCGUGGGAAACUGCACGGAUCGAACACAAUUGCACCUAUAAACAUGGAAAGCUGCAUGAAAAGCAACUGGAUAAUUCACGACUUUGAGGGCAACCGGUACAAAUGGAAGAUCAAGUCGUUUCGCAGUCCAGACUGGGUAUUGCUCGAUGAGAACGAGAAUAUCUUUGCGUCCUUUGACAGAUCUGCAUGGAGAAGGCAUGUCAACGGACGUCUAACUAUUACAAAGCCAGUAUCCAAGGACUUCCUGCUAAUCAUCCUACUUACAAAUCGUCUGGUUCUCAGAACAGUACAGGAUAAGGAAACCGCUGCGUCCGCUGCUGCCACCUAAAGCAUAUGGUGCAUAUAGUUUGUUAUUGCUUCGACAUUACAAUUCCAUAGAAUUUUCGAUGUGUUCAUCUGCCAAGAAAUCAAGAUAUGCCACCCUACUUCCACUCUACGCACUCAACAGUGAAAAAUACAGUGG
This is a messenger RNA of Linderina pennispora, 1027 nucleotides long. RefSeq lists its product as uncharacterized. Lineage: Eukaryota; Fungi; Kickxellomycota; Kickxellomycetes; Kickxellales; Kickxellaceae. The record is from RefSeq and is a predicted model, not a curated record. The coding region runs from base 359 to 892 and encodes 177 amino acids. The transcript has a single exon.